GUAGGACAGCAGGACCGGAGGACAGCAGGACCGGAGGACAGCAGGACCGGAGGACAGCAGGACCGGAGGACCGGAGGACAGCAGGACCGGAGGACAGCAGGACCGGAGGACGGAUCAGAGGUCUGGAGCCUGGUCUGGUCCAGGUUUCAGCCUCUGCCCCUCAGAGGAGCUCCGGACCGCGGAUCGUCCAGACCGGGGUUAGAUCUGGUCCAGCUGAUGUCUGUGUCUCAGGGGAAGCUUGGGACGGAGACAGAACCUGGACCGGAGACGUCUCCAUGUCUCUGCAGGUUGAAGCUCAAGCUGUUUGUUUUUUCACGUUUUGAGGGUUUUUGGCUCAAAGGAACUUCGUCCAGAUUGUUUGAUUCUGAAGCUGCUGCUUCCUGAAAGACCAGGUCCAUCAGAGGGACAGCCCCAGAGAGCAGGACAGACCGGGACACAAGAGGACAGAUGAGGACAGCUUUAGGACCACGCCACCCCAGAGGAAGUCCUCUGACGGCUCGGCGGGUUGAUGGCGAAGCCGGACCACGAGACGCCCCGGCGGAGACGGUGAGCGGUGUCCUCGUCCCCCGGCGGAGACGGUGAGCGGUGUCCUCGUCCCCCGGCGGAGACGCUGAGCGGUGUCCUCGUCCCCCGGCGGAGACGCUGAGCGGUGUCCUCGUCCCCCGGCGGAGACGCUGAGCGGUGUCCUCGUCCCCCGGCCGCCGCCAUGCCGGCGCCGCCGCCGGAGGACAUCUUCCCGUUCGAGCGCCUUCCGGCGGAGUGCCGGCUGCACGUCCUGUCCUUCCUGGACGAGGAGGACAAGUGCCGCUGCGCCCUGGUGUGCCUGUCCUGGAGCCGCCUGGUUCGAUCCCGCCGGCUGUGGCGCGAGGCGGACUACCGGCGCCGGCCCGGCCCGCCGGCCCGCCGGGGCCUGCUGGUGUCCGGGGGGGAGUUCCGGCGCUGGAGGACCUGGGUCCGGCGCUACACCCGGCACCUGGUCUGGCGCCGGGCCGGCCUGCGCCGCCUCCGGGCCAGCUUCGACCUGGCGGACCGGCGCCACGGCUGGGCCGCGCUGCUGGGACGCCUGCUGGACUCCGUCCACUGCCGGGACCUCCGGGUCCUGGACCUGGACUGGACCUUCACCCUGCUGGAGCCGCUGGACCUGCUGGAGGACGGGGACGGAGAUGAGGACGGAGAUGAGGACGGAGAUGAGGACGGAGAUGAGGACGAGGACGGGUCCCCGUCUGGAGCCGGGUCCAGCUCGCACCAGGACAGAAUCACCAAGGUGGACCAGGUGUCCAGCUUCCAGGCCCUGCUGUCCCGGCUGACCCGGACCUGUCCCCGGAUCUCUCAGGUGGUCCUGCCGUUCGACUGGUCGGUCCGGUCCGUGUCCCUGCUGACCCGGUUCCAGCGGCUGCGGGUUCUGGAGCUGCGGUCGUUCUGGGUGUUCCGGGGCGUGGCGCCGGCGGCGCUGCAGACGCUGGCGGCGGCGCUGCCGGACCUGCGGUCCCUGACGCUGCAGGUCCUGGUCCCGCUGGGGAGCCUGGGCGUGACCUACAGCCUGGAGUCCCGGUCCCUGGAGUUCCUGGACGUGUCCCCCAGCCGGGGCCUGGUCUGGUCCCGGUUCCGGCUGCCCGCCCUGCUGGAGCUCCGGGCCAGGAGGGCGGUCCGCGGCGUCACGCUGGACCGCCGCGCCCGGCUGCGCAUCCAGAGCCGCUGGCCCUGCCUGGACCGGGUCCUGCGGGACGGCGCCCCCCGUCUGCAGGUCCUCAACGGCGAGCGGCUGUCCCCCACCUGGGGGGACCGGGGGGACCAGGGGGACGGCCGGCUCGGCGCCGUCCUGGACCAGUGCUGCUACUGCCCGGACCACCUGGACAGCUGGCUCUGGUAGGACCGGGUCCGAGACCAGGUCCAGGAUCGGGACCGGGACCCUCGGCUCUGUCAGACUCAGCAGGAAGCCCACGUUGCCGUAGGAACCGGGUUUCAGGCCCAGGACGGACUCGGUUCUCCUGCAGGAAGCUGCUGUUGCCGUGGAAACGGGGGUCGUUCUCCGAGCUUCUGUUUCCGGUUUGACUUCUUUCCUCCCGGUUCCGACCGAAGCGACUCGUCGGAGAACUCGGCAGUGGAACGUGUUGAGUUUGAGAACGUCGGUUCUAACGGACAGAACUGUGUCUGAAGAGGAACGUGCGUCGUUUCAUAGUUUAGUCUUUAGAACCGGUCGGUUCUUCUGGAAAAGUUUUUAAUUCUCUAAAUAUUAAAACUUGACGAAGAACGUUGAGUCUCAGUGUUUGAUUCUGCUGAACGAUCAGCCUGUUCCUGGAGAACCAGGAGAACCUGGAGAACCGGGAGAACGAUCAGCCUGUUCCUGGAGAACCUGGAGAUUCAGGCACUUUAUACGUUUCAGACCUUUGAAGUUUUUUGUUCGGAACAUUCUGGUUGUUUGUGAAAUGUUCUAAGUUUUCACGUUCCGGUGAAUCAUCUGCGAGCGUUGUCUCCUGGACCAGAAUCCCUCGGAGGGAAGUUCUGCGGUGAGGUUCUCUCUGAGCUGCAGCAGUGACGCCUGUUCGGUUCCUCCGGACUGUUCUAUGCAGAUGACUGUUGAGUUUCAGUUGAGUUCCGGAGGACCUCCAGAGGUCAGAAUGUUUCCGUGUCCUUGGGGUCAGAGGUCACCGAUCGGGUUGUGAGUUCGACUCCAUUCCUCCGUUAGCGUGUUUGAGUUAAAGGGGCUGUAUCCUGCUGUUUUAG
This is a messenger RNA of Salarias fasciatus (jewelled blenny), 2724 nucleotides long. RefSeq lists its product as uncharacterized. Gene Ontology annotation, molecular function: protein binding. Gene Ontology annotation, cellular component: SCF ubiquitin ligase complex. The coding region runs from base 707 to 1870 and encodes 387 amino acids. The record is from RefSeq and is a predicted model, not a curated record. Lineage: Eukaryota; Metazoa; Chordata; Actinopteri; Blenniiformes; Blenniidae. The transcript is spliced from 3 exons. Gene Ontology annotation, biological process: SCF-dependent proteasomal ubiquitin-dependent protein catabolic process; protein polyubiquitination.